Messenger RNA from Triticum dicoccoides, 462 nucleotides. RefSeq names its product 40S ribosomal protein S30. Gene Ontology annotation, cellular component: cytosolic small ribosomal subunit; ribosome. The record is from RefSeq and is a predicted model, not a curated record. The transcript has 2 exons. The coding region runs from base 129 to 317 and encodes 62 amino acids. Gene Ontology annotation, molecular function: structural constituent of ribosome. Gene Ontology annotation, biological process: translation. NCBI's taxonomy places the organism in Eukaryota, Viridiplantae, Streptophyta, Magnoliopsida, Poales, Poaceae.
CAGCAGAAGCCGCCGCCGCCGCCGCCCGAGCGCUCCCCGUUCUCGUCGCCGAAGCGCUCCCCCGCCGCUCGAGUGCUCCCCGUUCUCGUCGCCGAAGCGCUCCCCGCCGCUCCACCGCCGCAGCCGCCAUGGGUAAGGUGCACGGAUCGCUGGCGCGGGCCGGGAAGGUGCGGGGGCAGACGCCCAAGGUGGCGAAGCAGGACAAGAAGAAGCAGCCGCGCGGCCGCGCCCACAAGCGCAUCCAGUACAACAGGCGCUUCGUCACCGCCGUCGUCGGCUUCGGCAAGAAGCGCGGCCCCAACUCCUCCGAGAAGUAGUAGAUCUUGGUGGUCUCGCGCCAGCCCUCCUUUUUUUUUGUUUCCGUUCCAGUAUGCAUGCUAAGAAGACCUAAUCAAGUAUCUGUAAUUUACUGUGAUGUUGGUAAUGGAAAUCUCACUGCAUUGUCCAGUUAAUUUUUUGCCA